Molecule: messenger RNA, 6086 nt
Organism: Pseudonaja textilis
Lineage: Eukaryota; Metazoa; Chordata; Lepidosauria; Squamata; Elapidae
Source: RefSeq, a predicted model, not a curated record
GAGAACGUGGGGAGCCGGGUCUUCCAGGUUUUGAUGGACUGCAAGGACCACCAGGAGCAGGAGGUCCAUUUGGCAUCAAAGGAAAACCAGGUCCCUUGGGAACAAUCGGCCUUCCAGGAUCACAAGGCUGCCAAGGACCUCCCGGAACAAAAGGCCCAAGAGGAGAUGCUGGUUCACCAGGUCCCGCCGGCAUGAAAGGGUUCCCAGGGCUUGAUGGCCUGCCAGGACGGCCUGGAGAACAAGGGUUGCCUGGACCUCCAGGUCUCUGGGGCCCAAAAGGAACUUCAGGUUUCCCAGGCUCAAAAGGGGAAAAGGGUUCCGUGGGCAUGAUCGGUUUUCCUGGGAUGCCGGGGCCACCUGGGCGCCCUGGCGUGGAUGGCCCGAAGGGAACUUUUGGUGCGCCAGGAAGAAACGGAAACCCCGGAUUCUCUGGCUUCCCUGGCUCCAAAGGGGACAGAGGUGUCCGUGGCCCUCCUGGACCUCCCAUUUUCAGACCCCCAGGCCUGGGCCUCAAACUCAAAGGGAACAGAGGAGAUCCUGGAUUGGUGGGACAGAGAGGAUUCCCAGGGCCGAGAGGGGACAAAGGAGCCCCCGGUGUCCGGGGGCAGCCUGGGCUUCCAGGGAGAGCUGGAUCACCAGCUAGAGAGAAAGGACCGCCAGGAGACCCAGGUUUUCCAGGGAUGUUUGGUUCUCCCGGGCUGUUGGGACAAAAGGGAUCUGGUGGCAUCUCAGGGUUUCCUGGAAUGCCUGGGAGAAGUGGUGCGGAAGGUAUACCUGGCUCUCCUGGCUCCCCAGGAAUUACCGGAUUGCGUGGUCCAAAAGGUGACCGAGGGGAAUCCCGAGGAAUUCCAGGUGGUGUGGGACCUAAGGGCCAACGAGGGGACCGAGGGUUUCAAGGUAUAGCAGGUAUCCAAGGAACAAGCGGUGACCCAGGAUAUCCAGGAGGUCUUGGACCAAAUGGGCAGAAAGGUCUACCAGGUGAUGCUGGACAAGAAGGACCACGAGGCUUUCCUGGAUCUGGUGGUUCUAGGGGCAACCCAGGUUUUCCAGGUAAUCCUGGGCAACGUGGGGCCCCAGGAUUUCCUGGAUCUCCUGGCACUGUAGGACCAAAAGGUUUCCCAGGAUUCCCAGGACUGAGCGGUCUAAAUGGCUUACCGGGCACCAAAGGCUCUCCCGGAAAACAAGGCCCGAGUGAAAAUGGACUGCCUGGAUCGGCAGGAAUUCCAGGUGUCAAAGGUCAACGAGGUGACCCAGGUUUCCAGGGUGGAACUCCUGGCUUUCGUGGAUCAAAAGGACCUGCAGGAGAAAUGGGUCUUCCUGGAAGCCCAGGUGUCCCUGGUGCGCGAGGCCCCCCUGGCAUCUCUGUGCCUUCAAGGAUUCCUGGGAAGCCUGGUGAUGCGGGACGUCCUGGAGAAGAUGGGCUGCCAGGCUUCCAAGGACCUCGUGGACCACCAGGACCACCAGGACCAGCCUUCAAUCAAGGUGAUCGAGGUAAUCCAGGCCGCCCUGGUCCUCCGGGCUUCCCAGGCCUCAAAGGCGAUGCAGGCAUCCCUGGACUUAACGGAAUCCCUGGUGCAUCAGGUUUCAAAGGAUUCAGAGGGGACCCAGGUUUCAUGGGAAUGCCUGGGAAAGAUGGACUGCCAGGUGAUCCAGGUUUCCCUGGGCCAAAAGGCAAAGCAGGCCCUCCAGGUUCUCCUGGGCUGCAAGGAGCUACAGGCAUAACCCAACCACCAGAAGAGAUCAAAGUUCCUCCUGGCUUAAUCGGAUUGCCUGGAAAUAAUGGCAACCCUGGUUUAAAUGGAGACCCUGGCUUCCAGGGGCAAACUGGACCACAAGGUCCAAAAGGAAAAGCAGGCAUACCUGGCCAGAUGGGAUUUAAUGGCUUACCAGGUCCACCUGGUGUGGUAGGAGACCCAGGUUCCCCAGGAACGCCAGGACUACCAGGGUUUGAAGGACGUCCUGGGAAUCCAGGCCUGGCUGGAUUGCCCGGGAUGCCAGGUCGUAGCAUUGGGGUUGGCUAUACCUUGGUGAAACAUAGCCAGUCGGACCAGAUCCCACCCUGUCCGGUGGGCAUGAACAAACUCUGGGACGGCUACAGUUUGCUGUAUGUGGAGGGCCAGGAGAAGUCCCACAAUCAAGACCUGGGUUUUGCUGGCUCCUGCCUGCCUCGCUUCAGCACUAUGCCUUUUAUUUAUUGCAACAUUGACGAAGUGUGCUACUACGCCAGCCGCAAUGACAAAUCCUACUGGCUUUCCACCACCGCUCCGAUACCCAUGAUGCCCGUCAGCAGCUACCAAAUCGCCCAGUACAUCAGUCGCUGCUCGGUGUGCGAAGCACCAUCCCAAGCCGUGGCUGUGCACAGCCAGGACAUCACCAUUCCGCAAUGUCCUGAAGGCUGGCGGAGUCUCUGGAUUGGCUACUCCUUCCUCAUGCACACGGCUGCCGAAGGCGGUGGCCAGUCCCUGGUCUCUCCCGGAUCCUGCCUGGAGGACUUCCGCGCCACGCCUUUCAUUGAGUGCAACGGUGCCCGGGGGACGUGCCAUUAUUUUUCCAACAAGUACAGCUUUUGGCUGACCACGGUGGAGGCGAACCAUCAGUUUGCUGAGUCUCCCGUCUCCGAAACGCUGAAGGCGGGUCAGCUCCGGACACGGGUGGGACGGUGCCAAGUCUGCAUGAAAAAUUUGUAGCGAAGGCCGGGACAUGAGACCUUAUUCUUCUAAGACCAAGAAAUCAGCAUUUGUGUCCCAGCUGGGCAAUUGCCAUCUUCCCAAAUCUUCCCCAGAGCCCUCUUGUCUCCAUCAAAAUAUGGUGCUAUCUUUCCCCCUUGUUUCUAUCUUCCUGGCUACCUCAAAGCCCUUUUCUGCCUUCUCAACUGCCACAUUCACUGAUUUUUCACAAGAUACACGGAUCUUGAGCAAAGAUUUCUUCUCAAGAUUAUGACUCUUAAGGUCUUUUCGCGUUAAGGAUUCGAGACUAUGUCAGGAAUUUCACAAAUGUUUUUGCCUGCAUGCACACACUUAUAAUCAUUAUAUUCAUCUUAAGUUAGCUGCUUAUUUUAAGGCCUAAAAAUAACUUAGUUGGCUGUCUAGAAGUGUUUCUGUUCUAUGAUCAAUGGUUAUGAUCAGAUUUGAAGGUUCAGGUUUGUGAAACAGUUAACAACAUUGAUCAAAGCUUGCCUAUUAAACAGUGAAGUGACAAUAAAAUAAAAGAAACUUGUUAGGAGAGGAAAAUAGUGGGAUUUUCAUCCAUAACACGAGGAACAGGCCUAUUAAAAGAAUGAUAAUGUGCAUCUUUUGAAGAUGAAGAAUUUUUAUGGGGAUGGUGCAAUUUGAUUUCACCUGCUUGAUUAUUCAGCCCAAGAAUGUUAAUCCAGCAUUGUUGCUACUCUGUGUGUAAGGUUUUCUUACAAAUGUUUCAGAACCUCUCAGCUUAUUUGUUAAUGUACCGCAAGUAGUAUUCUUUUGUGGCAUUCAGUGGUGCUAAUCACAGACCCUCUUGACAAUGACAAAUCUUGGCUCAGAUGCCAAAAUAUAACUUGAAUUUAUCUGAUGAGACCACUCCUUCCUUUCUGUGUUGGGACAUCUGAAUGCUUUCUGGGCUCAUGCAUCAGUUUCAUGAUGCAUCCAGACUGAGAAACUAGGUGGGUAGCAAACCAACUUCAAGUAACAGUUGUGAACAGUUAAUGUGUUCCACUCUGAUAACAAUCAUCCCUCGGCUUAGUCAUAGCUAUGGUUAAUUCACCAACAGAAGAAUUAUUCAGAAGUGGUGGAGUGAAAAGGAAAGAGAAGGGUAGAGAUCCAGCUCAUAGGAUCACCCAAAGAAGUUAGAGGCAGAAUUCACCCUAGUGGACCAGUAAGCAACUGAACAUAUUAAGAUGAUUUACUAAAGGAAACUAUGUUAAAAACUGCUCAGUAGAAAGGCUGAGGGGUACUUCCUGGGCGACCAUUCUGUUGGCUAAGAAUACUGAAGACAGGAAAGGCUUAAUUUCCAUCUUAUAAAUUAUUCUGGUAUUCUAGCUGGGAAGGAGUGGAUUAGUAAAUUAGCAUGUUUUCUAAUUUCUCUCAGAGCUUAACUCAAUGAUGCUUCUUUGUCCAUAACCGCACGGCUGAGCUGUGAUCUACUAUCUGUGUCUUUGCUCACCACCUUGAGUAGUGUCCGCCCUGCUUAACCCUUUGACUCCCUUGGUUCUACAUUAUAUUUGGUCCUUUCUUCUACAAGCUGUUUUUACAGCCUUAGUCCAUCUGUUUCCACUUGGUGAAUGGGCCAACAUAAUUAUUUUGAAGACUAUCUUCUUAAUUCCUUAACAGCCUACUGAUAUUCAGGUUAUACAAAUGUUCUUCAACUUUAUACAGCCCUGAGAUGCUGAUCCGCUAUUACAGAUGUUGGCACAGGACCUUUAUGUUUAUAUAGCAGACAUAUUACUCCAUUUGCAAUAGGUCUACAAGCUGGAGCAACAGUUACUAAUCUUUAACAAAAACAGUUUCAAAGAUCAUUACUUCAACUGUCUCUGUGCUCUAAUUGUACAUGAUAUGAGAAAAUUCAUGUUGCAUGUCCUGGAUUUCAUUUCCACAAUAUUUCUUUUUUUUUUUUUUUUGAGGUAGCUUUGAAAUUGCUGGUGCUUGAAAUAAUUAGUAUAGUUUUAAAUAAUUACUUUUAUGUAAAUGUAACACUGAGUAGGAGUUGGAUGAACUGACUCAUAUGCCAAUAUUAUGGUUUUCUUGAUUUUAUUUUUUACUAGUCUUGCAUUUUGUAAUGCACUGCUGAAAGUAUCUUCAGAGCACUGAUUAUAUUUUGACUCUUAUUUUUUUUUCUAAAAAGUAGUAAAACAACACGUCCACUUUGUGAGUUAUAUUCCACUGCCUCCUUACAAGAAGCUUUGUAACUCUCUCCAGGCACGUUCCUCAACCUGUGUAAGUUGUCAAGUAGAUUUAUAUUAAGUUUUGGUGACCAAAAUAGAAUUGAAGAGUUAGAAAGGAUCCAAAACUUCAUAUAGAUCAACUUUCUUCAAUGACCAAAAACACCCAUUAAAUUAUCCGCAAGAGUUUGUUGUCCAUCUUCUUAAAAACCUCCAGGACUUUUAGCUCUUGACCAAAGGAAAAGGCAAUUUUCACAGAGAUGAUGUUCAGAUUUAAAUAGACUUUGGAAGAAAGUUCUGAAUGCGUAAAACAGAAAUUGGGCUUAUGAGUGGAGUCCCAGUUCUACAUAAGGUCUAUAUUAAUCAAGCAAACACAGAAAAGGUUAUCAGUAAACCUGUCUCAACUUACAACAAUUUGGGGAACAAAAUUCUCAUAACCAUACUGUACUUUAAAAUUCCACUCCCCUUUUUAAAAAAAGGAUCAACUCUUUAAAAGCUCAUGAAUAGCUGUACUAAUGCUAUCUUCUGCCCACAAUUAUAUUAAUUUUUCCCAAAUAUACAGGCAAUGUUGACUCUUGGUGGCCAACUCUUGGCAGGUUCCAUAUUUGGAAAGUAGAGAUAGUCCUUGACUCAUGACCACAAUUGAGACUGGAUCUUCUGCUGCUAAGCAAUGCACACCUAACUUUAAGUCAUGUCCAAUUUUAUUGUCGCAAGCUGCUUGGGUAGAUGAUGAACGUGUGACCCCAAGGACACUGAAACCAUCACAAAUACGUGUUGGUUCCCAAGCACCUUAUUGCAUUCGUGACCGCAGGAACACUGCAGUGUUGGACGUGCCGGGACUGGUAAUAAAUUCCCCUUUUCAUUCAGCACCACUGUACCUUUGAACAGUGAUGAACUAAACAAACAGGUGUUGUGGUCAAACACCACUGCAUAUUACUAAGUCUGAAGAAUACAACAGUCUUCAACAUGAUCACAACAGGGACCAGAAUUUCAGUUGCUAAGGCAGUUAAGUUGUCCCUGAUUUUAUGGCUUUUAAGCAAAUCAUUGCAGUUGUUGAAUGAAUCCAGUUUGUCCUGUGACUUGUCAGAAGACACCUGGAAAGGUAGAGAUCCCAUGAUCCUGGGAUGCUGCAACCAUCAUAAAUACCAGGCAGUCCUCAACUUACAACAGUUCAUUUAGUGACCGCUCAAAGUUAUAAUGGCACUGAAAAAAAGUGACUUAUGACCAUUUU